AUGUUACCAGUAAGACGCCUUGCGGCGUUUCCAAAACCUCAUACUCGUCUUUCGUAUGCCUGGAUCCACCGCACUGCUCCCAGAGCUCUUUUCACGAGGCAACUGCCUCAACCUCCUCCUCACAAAGAGACAUACACCUCCAAAGAUGGAAAACAGGUCGAUAACGCUGCUUUUGAUAGACACCCUAUAUUGAGCAAAGUGCCUAGGAUCUUGAGACCCUGGACAACACAGUUUAUCCAUGCUCCAGUGUCACAUGUCACGGCUUUCUUGAUUCUUCAUGAACUUACUGCUAUAGUGCCAUUGGUGGGUAUCUGGUAUGUGCUUCAUUCGUACCAUGAUUUGCUUAUGGUGUCUUCGUUGGACUUGCCUGGCUGGGCCAUUGAAAAGGGUACGAAGAUCAUUGACCUGGCCAUGGUGUCGUUUGACUGGGGUGACUACUCGCUUAAUGAAAAGCUUCAGGUGAUUAUGGAGGGUGCUUAUGCUUAUGUGAUCGUGAAGGCUCUCUUCCCGGUGAGACUAGCAUUCAGUCUUUUUGGAAUGCCGUGGUUUGCCAAGUGGUUUGUGUUGCCAAUUACCAGACUCUUCUCGAGGAAGAAGGAAGUGACAGUGCCAACGCCAACAGAAACUCCAGUUACAACACCAGGAGAGCACAAGACUAAGAAGGUUGAGAAACCAAGACUAUAA
Messenger RNA from Candidozyma haemuli, 684 nucleotides. RefSeq lists its product as uncharacterized. The coding region runs from base 1 to 684 and encodes 227 amino acids. Lineage: Eukaryota; Fungi; Ascomycota; Pichiomycetes; Serinales; Metschnikowiaceae. Gene Ontology annotation, cellular component: mitochondrion. The transcript has a single exon. The record is from RefSeq and is a predicted model, not a curated record.